This is a messenger RNA of Pipistrellus nathusii (Nathusius's pipistrelle), 2844 nucleotides long. Lineage: Eukaryota; Metazoa; Chordata; Mammalia; Chiroptera; Vespertilionidae. The record is from the annotation of a GenBank genome assembly.
AUGGAGGGCGCCCGGGAGAAGCCCCCGGAGCCCAGUUCCCCUGCCCUCAGGUCCGGGGAGCCUGAGACUCGGGGCCCCGAGCUGCUGCCUCCCGAGGAGGAGCCCGGGGGCUGCGCGCGGCCCCCGGACACGGCCCCCAAGAAACUCUGCGGCUACCUGAGUAAGUUUGGCGGCAAGGGGCCCCUCCGCGGCUGGAAAUCUCGCUGGUUCUUCUACGACGAGAGGAAAUGCCACCUGUAUUAUUCGCGGACCGCGCAGGACGCCAACCCCCUGGACAGCAUCGACCUCUCCGGGGCGGUCUUCGACUGCAAGCCCGACGCCUCCGAGGAGGGAACUUUCGAGAUCAAGACUCCCAGCCGGGUUAUCACCCUGAAGGCUGCCAACAAGCAAGUGAUGCUGUACUGGCUGCAGCAGCUGCAGAUGAAGCGCUGGGAGUUCCACAACAGCCUGCCUGCACCUCCUGUCGCCCCUGACGCUGCCCUGGCUGGGAAUGAGUCUGCCCUGCGUCUUGAGCUAGAGCAAGAGGAGGCUGAGCUGGAGGAGUUCCUGUGCCCUGUGAAAACGCCCCCUGGACUCGUGGGUAUGGCAGCUGCCUUGCAGCCAGCCCCUGUCAUGCCCUCAGCCCUUCAGAAUAUUUCCCUCAAGCACCUGGGAACCGAAAUACAAAACACGAUGUACAGCAUCCGGGGCAACAGGCAGGCCCAAGGAAUAGGCCAUGGACCUCCAGGGGAAGAUCCUCUGCCGAGCACCGAGCCCCAGAGGGAGGAGCGGCCCUCAUCCCCUGACCCCAGUGCCCCAGGAAAAGAUCCAGGGGAGACUCUGAAGCCUGCACCCAAACCCUCUCUGACCGCCAAUCUCAUUCAGAAAGCCAAGCGCCAGAACAACAACUUCCCACUCUUUGCUGAGGGACUCACACGGAACCGAACUGUCCAGGAGAAAGCCUUGGCCUUGGAGCAACAGGUUCUGAUGCUUACCAAGGAGUUAGAGUCUCAGAAGGAGCUGGUGAGGAUCCUGCACAAAGCCCUGGAGGCCGCACAGCAGGAGAAGAGGGCAACCAGCGCGUACCUGGCGGCAGCCGAAGACAAGGACCGGCUGGAGCUGGUGCGGCACAAAGUGCGGCAGAUCGCGGAGCUGGGCAGGCGGGUGGAGGCCCUGGAGCAGGAGCGGGAGAGCCUGGCCCAGACGGCGAGCCUGCGUGAGCAGCAGGUGCAGGAGCUGCAGCAGCACGUGCAGCUGCUCAUGGACAAGAACCAGGCCAAACAGCAGGUCAUCUGCAAGCUGUCUGAGAAGGUCACCCAGGACUUCGUGCGCCCCCCUAACCCGCUCCUUGUGGCCCCAGACGCUGCUGACAGGGACUUCUUGAGCCAACAGGAAAAGAUGGAGCAUCUGAAGGAUGACAUGGAAGCGUACCAGACCCAGAACCGCUUCCUCAAUUCCGAGAUCCACCAGGUGACAAAGAUCUGGAGAAAGGUGGCUGAAAAGGAGAGGAACCUCCUGAUGAAGUGUGCCUACCUCCAAGCCAAGAACUGCCAGGUGGAGAGCAAGUACCUGGCAGGGCUGCGGAGGCUGCAGGAGGCCAUGGGGAACCAGGGCGGCGAGAGCACGGAGCUGCUCAGGCAACUCAUCCAAGAGGCGCUGCAGUGGGAAGCCAGCGAGGCCUCUGCUGACAGUGUUGAGCUGAGCCCCAUCAGCGAGUAUGAUGAGUAUGGCUUCCAGACAGUGCCCAACUAUGAGGUGGAAGACCUGAAGCUGCUGGCCAAGAUCCAGGCGCUGGAGGUGCGCUCCCACCACCUGCUGGCCCACGAGGCUAUGGAGCGGCCCCUGCGAGAGCGCUGGGCUGCCCUGGGUGAGCUUGCACCCUCCGUGGAGCUCAAGCAGCUGCUGCGGAUGGGCGUGUCCCAAGAGCACCGGCCUCGAGUCUGGAGGUGGCUGAUCCACCGCCGCGUCCAGCACCUGCAGGUCCUUGGCCGCUACCAGGAGCUGCUGAGCCGGGGCCAGACCUGCAAGCACCCUGCUGCCCGCCAGAUCGAGCUGGACCUGAACCGCACCUUCACCAACAACAAGCACUUCACCUGUCCCACCUCCAGCUUCCCCGACAAGCUCCGCCGGGUGCUGUUGGCCUUCUCCUGGCAGAACCCCUCCAUCGGCUACUGCCAGGGCCUGAACAGGCUGGCAGCCGUCGCUCUGCUGGUGCUGGGUGAAGAGGAGAGUGCCUUCUGGUGCCUGGUGGCCAUCGUGGAGACCAUCAUGCCAGCCGAUUACUACAGCAAGACGCUGACAGCGUCCCAGGUGGACCAGCGGGUGCUCCAGGACCUCCUCUCGGAGAAGCUGCCCAGGCUGAUGGCCCACCUGGGGCAGCUCCGCGUGGACCUCUCCUUCGUCACCUUCAACUGGUUCCUCGUGGUCUUUGCCGACAGUCUCAUCAGCAACAUCCUCCUCCAGGUCUGGGACGCCUUCCUGUACGAAGGCACCAAGGUGGUGUUCCGCUAUGCCCUGGCCAUUUUCAAGUACACCGAGGAGGAGAUCCUGAGGCUACAGGACAACCUGGAGAUCUACCAGUACCUGCGCUUCUUCACCAAGACCAUUUGUAACAGCCGGAAGCUGAUGAGCAUCGCCUUCAACGACAUGAACCCCUUUCCCAUGAAACAGCUGCAGCAGCUGCGGGCGGUCCACCGGGAGCGGCUGGAGGCCGAGCUGCGGGAGCUGGAGCAGCUCAAGGCCGAGUACUUGGAGACCCGGGCAGCCCAGGACCCGGUGGUGCCCGAGGGUUGCGCCAGUGAUGACGAGGGGGACGGGGAGCCUGGCGUGGCCACCUGCACUCCCCAAAGCCCUCUCCAUUCCUGA